AUGGCUGUCGUUCGACUCACCGGUGUUGAUCAGCUCAACGAUCUGGCCGCCCAGAAUGCCUUCACCGUUGUGUUCGUGCAUCGCAAGGGAUGCUGGCCAUGCACGAUGAUGCACCCAGUUUUCGAACACGUUGUUGCCGACAGGAAGAGGUUUGGAGGAAUAGGCUUUGGUACCGUCGACGCCUCCAGUGGUUUGGAGGGAUGCCAUUUGAUACUUGAAGAGUAUAACAUCAACGGUUUCCCACAUCUCCUGUUAUUCCGGGAGGUUGAACUUUUCAGUGAGGUUUCUGGAUAUGUGGACUUGAAACUACUCGAGGACAUCCUUUCGUUCUCCGUGAAUUUCAACUCUAGAUCAUUCAAUGCGCAGUUCACGUUAUCCGUGCCCGCCGGGGAACCCGCAUCUGAGCCUGAGCCAGAUACAUGUAAUAAUUCAGAGAACCAAGGGACGUCAGUCAUCCAAGUCCAUGAGGGGUGGAGAGACCCGGAUUCAGUUGAUCAGCUACUCAACUACAAUGAUACCACCAUCCUCGUCUUCUGCAGUUCCGAUGCUCCCUACGUCUCGCAUCUUCCAAGUUACUUCUGCCGUCAUGAGGCACUGCUUCGUAAACACAACGCGGUGAUCCACAUUAUUAAGAUCAUUGGACCCUUCAACGACGAGGCGGAGAGUUAUUUCCAGCACAAGUUGCUGAAAUAUAAACCCUUCGCAAAAAUGUUGCGAAGCAAUUUUCUGCUCUCUCAGCACUCAUUCCGAUUGGAUGCAAAUAUGGGGUUCGGUGAAUGGCUUACAACUGGCCUGGAGGCUAGCAAGGUCAUCGAUACGGCGCCUGAGGUUCACGAACCAGCUCUCACUGAUAUCUAUGAUAUGAAGGAAUUCCGCAAACAGACCGCAGCGCUGUUUAAGCCGGUUGUCGUACUACUGUAUGAUAACAGUGCGGCAUCAAAAGCGAUGUAUUGGAUUUUCUGGGCAGCCUCAGCAGAUUCUGAGUUCAAAUCAUAUUCUUUCUUUGCCUUAAACUACAUAGAAACGAAGGACGCCGAAACCAAACUGGAUCUUCAUCAGGGAACCGUCGUUGCUGUGUAUCGGCGAAGCGCUGCCAUAGCAGAGAAAAGAUUCCUGAUGCCUUUUAACGAUCUGAAGGAAUUCCUUCUACGCGCUCUCGUCAAAUCCCCGUCUCCUCACCCGUCGCGCGUUUCCGUAACCCAAGACGAUAGCUUUCUUUCAGCCAUCUAUCGACCGUUUUCGCGACCUGGAUCGGUGUUAAGUUCCCACUCUCAGGGAUCACGCUUGAGUGCUCCAAAGCUCCAUAGAUCCCGUUCGACGUCGUCCUUACGAGGAAAACCAAACCAGUGCCGAGGAAAUUAUCAACCUAGAGAAGAACGAGGUUUCUUCCAGCGUCUCGUAGCAUCUACAGACUUCUUUCAAGAUCCAGAAUACAACUGUGUCGUUCCGGCUGAGGUCGCCCGUGAGGGUAUCCAGCUUGGACGAGCCAACGAAGGGGGGUCAUAUUUCGGCAUCACACUACGACCUCAAACAUUCGAAACGCACCUCAAGCUAUCAUUCGCGGUGCAAUUCGGCCCGGAUCGUACGGAGAAAGCGCGCUUCGUUUCUUCUUAUCUCAGUUUUACGUUUGGCUACAACGACGCAAACGGGCGCGAGCACAGUCUUAAGAUCAAGGACAUCUUCCCGAAAGACUACAAAGGCGAUCCCACCGUCGUUCACACAGACAAUUCAUUGGGGGGUGGGAUGGCACUUUCGAUCGGCGCCGGCGCAGUGGCGUCAAUAACCACAGAAGGAAAGGGGUCGCGAGAUACUCAUUUCUCCCGUGUCACGGCACCUCGAGUGAGGGGCAGUGGCCAGUACAGCGACACGGCUACGUGGACGUUUGAGGAGGACGACGGAGAGGCUGGACGGCACGGUCUCGACUCUGAAUACGUGCUUGAGGCCACGCUUGGUGGUGCCUCAAUCGUCUUGCAGGACAUCUGGCUUAGGUUCUGGGGGAAAGCCGUCUUGGUACUUGGUGGUGGCCAUAAACCUGGGAGCAAACAGACAUUGCAGAUCGGUUCUAGGGAGAACCCAUUUAGACGUGUUCUUGAUCUCAGCAGGCAUGUGUGUUAUGUUCUUGAAGACGAGGAGGGGAGUCGAAGUAUCGUUAGUGCGCCUUAA
This is a messenger RNA of Cyclocybe aegerita, 2163 nucleotides long. The record is from the annotation of a GenBank genome assembly. NCBI's taxonomy places the organism in Eukaryota, Fungi, Basidiomycota, Agaricomycetes, Agaricales, Hemipholiotaceae.